Babesia ovata is the source of this 1344-nucleotide messenger RNA. RefSeq lists its product as uncharacterized. The record is from RefSeq and is a predicted model, not a curated record. The transcript has a single exon. The coding region runs from base 1 to 1344 and encodes 447 amino acids. Lineage: Eukaryota; Apicomplexa; Aconoidasida; Piroplasmida; Babesiidae.
AUGACGGAGAAGAUUACGAAAACAUUAAAUGCUCUUAGAGAGACUGUAAAGCAGAAUAUUUGUGACAGAGUGAACGGUGUCGUUAACUUUCUGAAGGAGAAAGUUAAAGGAAUUUUGACUAAACUUCUCGAAGUGAAACACAGCCUUGGACAGUACAUUAAGGCGCUGCAAAAAUGGAUGAAACAAGCAAAAGAGUUUAUUGAGCAGAAUCCGCAGAUGAAAGUUAACGAAAUAUUAAAGGAAGUAAAAGACCCGGCGGAGCCAAAUAGGGAUAGGAAAAAUCUUGAAGAUACGAUUAAGAAUGUUGAUGAAACGCUGAAGAAAAAAGUUGAGGAACUUGGCGCUUGGAAAGACGCGGCCGGGAAAGUUGUGCAAGCGGCGCAGGGGAAGUGUGAUGCAAUUGUUAAGAAAGUUGGUAGUUCAGGUGGGGACGCUGUGAUUUUUACUCAAGCUCAAGAUAUGAGCACAAAGGCUGAGAGUCUCAGGCAGGCGGCGGAGAGUGUUAAGAGGGAUAUUGGGGGAUGGGUGCAGGGGGCGACGGAUAAGGUGACGGAGUUGGAAACCUAUCUAAGGAGCAGCCUGUAUAAGAAAAGAGAAGAAAUGAAGACUCAGAUCAAAACUUAUAUUACAAAGCAAAUUCAAGCCAUAGUAGACGCGGCGGGAAAGGCGACGUCUAGCAACGGCGUCGAUGUAUCCGGUGGGCAAGCGGCUCUACAGGGUGUUGCUGAGUUGGGUGGCAAUUUUAAAAAGUGGGUAACUGAGCUUACAAAACAGGCAGCACUGGAAGAUAUCCUGUUCUCGCUUCAAUAUAAUCUUAAAAAGCACAAUAACAAAGUACUUCCAACAGUCGACGAACAAAAUGUACUCGUAAAGGCUCUUUUCACCGACCUUGGCGGCAAGGUGGAUGAAGGGUUGCCGAAUGGAGGAAGAGGACCAUCGGAACAAAUAAACUUAAUGGAUACACUUGGGGAAUAUAGAGAUAAAAAGCAGACGCUUACCGGUGCAAUCACGACUAUAGGAUCUAACGUGACUCAAAACCUUGACGGAACUUGUAGUGAGAACAGCGGAAUAAUUGGUGACAAGAAUACCUUCCAACAACCCUUCUCCCAAAUCAAAGAACAACUCACAGCGAUCGCCGGCCUGGUCGACAGCGACCAAACAAAGCCGGACCCACCUACCAAAAAAACAGGCGUCAAAAACUACCUGACUGAUCUUGAGAAGAUGCUUACCGAGCAACCAAAUUAUCCCCUUACCACCCAGCUAGAUAAAACGUACACCGUCCAAGGCCUCGCGCUGAUCAAGACGGAUAUUGAGGCGCUGCAAAGGACACUGUUCCCCAGCUGA